Molecule: messenger RNA, 1611 nt
Organism: Drosophila hydei
Lineage: Eukaryota; Metazoa; Arthropoda; Insecta; Diptera; Drosophilidae
Gene: Sqor
Product: sulfide:quinone oxidoreductase, mitochondrial
Exons: 7
Coding region: 149-1513 (454 amino acids)
Cellular component (GO): mitochondrion
Molecular function (GO): sulfide:quinone oxidoreductase activity; FAD binding
Source: RefSeq, a predicted model, not a curated record
GCCACUCGCCGCCAGUCGUCAGUUGGACGUCGUUGGAACAAGUAAAUUCGCGCAGCUCGUUCUCAACUGUAUCUCCAAUAAUUAUUUGUUUAAUAAGCAACAAGUUGUCGAUCGUAUGAUCUAAUAUACUCUUGAGUGUGCAUACACCAUGACCUCUUACAUUUGCCUCCCGUUGGCCCUUAGACAGGCCAAGCUCUUGGCCACGCGCAGCUUCAGCGAGCGCUUGCUUCACCGGAAUCUUUCGGCCAGCCAAACACUUUACGACAAACACGAAUGUAAAGUUUUGGUUGUUGGCGGCGGCGCUGGAGGCUGUGCUCUGGCUGCGAAGCUCUCCUCUCGGUUGGGCAAGGACAAGGUGAUCGUCGUGGAGCCCGCUGAUAAACAUUAUUAUCAGCCGAUGUUCACGCUAAUUGGGGGUGGCAUGAAGCGUCUGGAGCAUUCUUACAAGUCCAUGGCCGAGGUGCUGCCCAAGAAAGCGAAGUGGCUACAGGAAGCGGCUGUUGAAUUCGAUCCGGAUAGCAAUACAGUGAAGACGUCCGGCGGAAACACCAUCAAGUACGAUAUGCUGCUGAUAGCCACAGGCCUCCAGCUGAACUACAAUAAGAUACCCGGACUGGAGGAGGCGCUGGCCAUUCCCAAUGGCAAAGUGUGCUCCAUCUAUUCGCCCAAGUAUGUGGACAGGGUAUACGAUUGCCUGCGUAAUAUUCAAGGCGGUGAUGCCAUCUUCACGUAUCCAUCGUCCCCUGUUAAGUGUCCGGGUGCACCACAGAAGAUUGUCUACAUCGCGGAACACUAUUUCCGCAAGCUGGGUAAGCGAAAUAACAUAAAUGUGAAGUACAAUACGGCUCUGCCCGUGCUCUUUGGUGUUAAGCACUACGCGGAUGCUCUCUGGCCCAUUGUGAAGAAGCGUAACAUAACGGUAAAUACACGCCGCAAUCUAAUCGAGGUCAAGCCCGGUCAAGACAUUGCAGUGUUUGAGAACUUGGACAAUCCCAGCGAACGCUUUGAGGAGAAGUACUCCAUGUUGCACGCCGUACCGCCGAUGAGUGCGCCGGACGCCUUGACACGCUGCAAGCAGCUCAUCAACGAGGCAGGCUUCGUGGAUGUGGACCAGUCCACACUGCAGCACAAAAAGUACCAGAACGUAUUCGCCAUAGGCGAUUCAUCUGGUUCACCCAACUCCAAGACUGCCGCCUCUGCAGCUGCCCAGUCACCGGUUGUAUUUCAUAAUAUGAUCUCAGCCCUAGAGGGUAAGCCUCUUAAAGACGUCUAUGAUGGGUAUGCAUCGUGCCCUCUGGUUACUGGAUAUAACAGCGUGAUAUUGGCCGAGUUCGAUUAUAGCUUGACGCCUUUGGAGACGUUCCCAGUGGCCCAGAACAAGGAACGCUAUUCCAUGUUUAUCAUGAAGAAAGAUUUCAUGCCGCUGCUUUAUUGGAAGCUAAUGUUAACGGGAUACUGGAACGGACCUGCUCUCAUGCGUAAUCUGUUGUCUGUAUUUAAAUUCGGCAAAUAAGGGUGUUUCUCUCAAAAUACCCACAACAUAUGAUCUACAAAUGCAAUAACUCUUAUUUUUUGUAACUUUUAUAAUACACGCAUUUAAAACAUUGAAAA